AUGAAGCUCCUGUGGAACAUCGCAUCAAAUCUACUGUGGACCAAUGACUCGAAACUCCUGUGGAACACCGAGUCAAAACUCCUAUGGAACAACGAGUUGGAAAUCCUGCGGAAUGACGAAAUGAAACUCCUGUGGAAUAUCGAAUCAAAUCUACUGUGGACCAAUGACCCGAAACUCCUGUGGAAAACCAAGUUAAAACUCCUGUGGAACAACGAGUUGGAACUCCUGCGGAACGACGAAAUGAAGCUCCUGUGGAAUAUCGAAUCAAACCUACUGUGGACCAAUGACUCGAAACUCCUGUGGAACACCGAGUCAGAACUACUAUGGAACAACGAGUUGGUACUACUGCGGAACAACGAAAAGAAGCUCCUGUGGAACAUCGAAUCAUAUCUACUGUGGACCAAUGACUCGAAACUCCUGUGGAACACCGAGUCAAAACUCCUAUGGAACAACGAGUUGGUACUCCUGCGGAACGACGAAAUGAAGCUCCUGUGGAAUAUCGAAUCAAAGCUCCUGUGGAACACCUAG
This is a messenger RNA of Musca domestica (house fly), 528 nucleotides long. RefSeq lists its product as uncharacterized. Bases 1 to 528 code for a protein of 175 amino acids. The record is from RefSeq and is a predicted model, not a curated record. The transcript has a single exon. Lineage: Eukaryota; Metazoa; Arthropoda; Insecta; Diptera; Muscidae.